This is a messenger RNA of Planococcus citri (citrus mealybug), 1687 nucleotides long. RefSeq names its product serpin A3-6-like. The coding region runs from base 302 to 1579 and encodes 425 amino acids. The transcript has 5 exons. The record is from RefSeq and is a predicted model, not a curated record. Gene Ontology annotation, molecular function: serine-type endopeptidase inhibitor activity. Lineage: Eukaryota; Metazoa; Arthropoda; Insecta; Hemiptera; Pseudococcidae.
AUAGUAUAGUGAUUCAAUAUAUUUAACGCAACUAUGAACGGCCAUUUUAGUAUAUGAGAUGAAUUCUAAUUGCCUAAUUGACGUAGGUAUCAGUUGUAUAGUAAAGUUCAUUGGCAGGUUAUCACUACUUCUAAAGCUGUGUCAAAUGAUGUUGUUGGUGUUAUCAACAGCCAUUCAGUUCGAUGUGUGAUUUUACAACCGAAAGAUCGAAAUUACCUAUACUUAGGUAGCAGUGAGAUAGCAGCAGAUCGAGUGUUCAUUGAUAAGUUUUCGCGUUCGUGUUUGAUUCCUAUACUUAAUCAUGCGGUGUAGUUUGCAAAUUGCGUUGUUUUUGAUUGUUUCGAUUCUUCAUUUGUCUGUGUCGCAAAAUGUACAAGAUGUUCCAGAUGAAAGACAUGAAGCAGUUAAACGUGGAAUGCUGGAUUUUGGAGUGAGACUGAAUUCCAUCAUAUCAUCGAACAAUGCCAAUAACAAAAACGUUCUGUUUUCACCCUUCAACAUCUACACUGCUUUAGCUCUUCUCCAUCUCGGUAGUAAUGGAAAAACACGUGAUGAAGUUGCUGGCAUUUUGGGAAUGCCCAAAACUUACUCGCCAGAAACUGUUCAUGAAGUAUUGCAAAACUUUUCUGUAAUCGCUCAAAAUAGUACAGAAAGGAGAUCAACACUGGAAAAUGGCACCAAAGGCAAAGUGAAAGUAUGCGAUUUGAAUCUAGCCAAUGGAAUCUUCGUUCAGAAGGGAAUCAAGCUGAAACAAAGCUAUGUGGAGGAUGCUCAAACAUACUAUGAAAGCGAAAUCGUUAACGUUGAUUUUGUCAACAAAAGCAAAGAAGCAACGGAUAUUAUCAAUAAGUACAUUGCCAAUAAAACUGAAAACCGAAUACCGCAGUUAUUCAAAGAACCUCAAUCCCCCAACACUAGAAUCAUUCUGACCAGCAGUCUUUACUUCAAAUCACUAUGGCUACACAAAUUCAACAAGUCAUUGACACAAUCAGACACAUUCAACACAAACACCGGCAAAAUCACAGUACCGAUGAUGAACAAAAACAUCAGCACACCAUACGCCGACUUGCCAUCUCUAGGAGUCGAAGUUGUAAACCUGAAAUUCGCCGACCAAGCAUUCUGCAUGUAUAUCGUAAUGCCUUACGAAAAUCAAACCCUAACCGACUUCUUGCGUACUCUGACCACCGACGAUAUCAAUUUAAUACUAAAUGAAACCUCCAAAAACCACAGAGUCGACUUGAAAUUCCCCAGUACAGCGUUCAAGUGGUCCAAAUCAAUUAAAGAGGAACUCACUCAACUAGGACUUUCACAAGUGUUUGGCGACGGUGCUGAUCUAGGCAAUAUGGUCGAGAGAAGUAACCUCAAAGUUGACCAGAUUAGUCAUAGUACUGAUAUCAAAAUAAACGAAGAUGGAACCGAAGCUAGCGCAGUUACACCUAUUUUAAUGGUGCUGAAAAUUGGUGGCAGGGAGAAGGAUGUGUCGUUUUAUGUGAAUAGGCCGUUUUUCUUUUUCAUCUAUAAUCGUAAAAUUGAUGCUGUGGUGUUCUUUGGCAGUGUGUUUAAUCCUACUGGUAACUGAGAGGCUGUUUCAUUCGAGUAUUAUUAAUUUAAAAAAAAAAAAAAAUGUACCUACCUAAUAUUUAACUAGACAAUCGUUUAGGUACUUAAUAAAAUGUUUCUUUUUACA